GGCAACCCUGUCUGAGCGCGUCUCCAGUCAGGAUCUCAAGUUCAGCAGAAGCUCGCAGCUCCAGCAUGGCAGUGUUCUGCAGAUCCGCUGCUUCACUGGUGAAGCCGGUGUUUUUACUGCCGUCUACAUUCGCAGCUGUGCGGCACUACAGCUCAGGUGGACAGUUUCAGUAUAUCCUGGUUGAUAAAAAAGGAGACAAUAACAACGUUGGUUUCAUCCAGUUGAACAGACCCAAGGCUCUGAAUGCCCUCUGCGAUGGCCUGAUUAUUGAAGUGAAUAAAGCCCUGGACAGCUUCGAACAAGACAGUGGAGUGGGAGCAAUCGUGAUCACAGGCAGCGAAAGAGCAUUUGCAGCUGGUGCUGACAUUAAAGAAAUGCAGAACAGAACAUUUCAGGAGUGUUAUGGAGGCAGUUUCUUGUCGCACUGGAACAAAAUUUCAACAGUUAAAAAACCUGUCAUAGCUGCUGUGAAUGGAUUUGCUCUUGGUGGAGGCUGUGAGUUGGCUAUGAUGUGCGACAUCAUUUAUGCUGGGGAGAAAGCACAGUUUGGACAGCCUGAAAUCUUAUUAGGAACCAUUCCAGGUGCUGGUGGCACUCAGAGACUCACACGGGCUGUGGGUAAAUCUCUGGCCAUGGAGAUGGUCCUUACAGGAGACAGAAUAUCUGCACAGGAGGCCAAACAAUCUGGUCUUGUGAGUAAAGUGUUUCCUGUAGACCAGUUGGUAUCUGAGGCAAUCAAGUGUGGCGAGAAAAUUGCGAGCAAUUCCAAGCUAGUAGCUGCAAUGGCCAAAGAGGCUGUUAAUGCAGCAUUUGAACUGACACUGGCUGAAGGCAAUCGGUUAGAGAAGAGAUUGUUCCAUUCAACCUUUGCUACAGAGGACAGAAAAGAGGGCAUGACUGCGUUUGUUGAGAAGAGAAAGGCCAUGUUCAAGGACAAUUAAAGGUUCUGAUCUCAGCUGGUGGUUUUUAAUACACUAAUAUUUAGUUUGUGAUUUAAAUGCCAUUAUUGAUAAUGUAUUCGCCUUAACUUGAUGUUAAAUCAAGUAAAUCAACUUCACAAGGGAGCCUCACAAGCUGAAGUGUUUAGUACGAUUUCAUCAGAUUUACUGUUUUUCUCCACCUGAAAUUGUUGAUCCUUGAGAGGAUUCCUGGUUAACUUUGAAUAAUGUCAAUAAAUAAAAUAUUAUUAUUAUUAUUAUUACAA
Messenger RNA from Astyanax mexicanus (Mexican tetra), 1204 nucleotides. It is a transcript of the gene echs1, whose product is annotated as enoyl CoA hydratase, short chain, 1, mitochondrial. The transcript has 8 exons. NCBI's taxonomy places the organism in Eukaryota, Metazoa, Chordata, Actinopteri, Characiformes, Acestrorhamphidae. Gene Ontology annotation, biological process: fatty acid beta-oxidation. The record is from RefSeq and is a predicted model, not a curated record. Gene Ontology annotation, molecular function: enoyl-CoA hydratase activity. Bases 66 to 941 code for a protein of 291 amino acids. Gene Ontology annotation, cellular component: mitochondrion.